Sander lucioperca (pikeperch) is the source of this 2135-nucleotide messenger RNA. Its product is annotated as probable palmitoyltransferase ZDHHC14. The transcript has 9 exons. Gene Ontology annotation, molecular function: protein-cysteine S-palmitoyltransferase activity. Gene Ontology annotation, biological process: protein targeting to membrane; peptidyl-L-cysteine S-palmitoylation. The record is from RefSeq and is a predicted model, not a curated record. Lineage: Eukaryota; Metazoa; Chordata; Actinopteri; Perciformes; Percidae. The coding region runs from base 521 to 2017 and encodes 498 amino acids. Gene Ontology annotation, cellular component: Golgi apparatus; endoplasmic reticulum.
UGGUCCCUCCUGUCACUGGAGGAUCUGUGCAGCCCGGGACUCGGAGCUCCAGCAGGUCUGCGGAGGCUCGGGAUGCUCUUCCUCCUCUUCCUCACCGACACAGACGCGCCUGAACCUCCGGAGCCGCCGCCGUUUCCUCCCGAUCCGGACCCGGCUAACACCUGGUCCCGCUCUCCCGUUCAGAACCGGAUCCUUUUAUAACCCGGGAUACAAACGCUGCGUUAUGUGAGGGGGGGGGCUGCAUGGGCACGAGGCGGGGGUGUUUAUGUUCUGUGGGGGUUUUUGGACACCGCGCGCGUGCGUUUGUUUACGAAAACUACAAAAUAAAAACGGAAUACUUUGGAUUUAAAUACUUUAGACACAACAACCCGACAUGAGGAUUCAUUAAGACGCUGACUGAACAUUUUGGAGAGACUGAACGCUCCAGCUGCACGCGCCUGUACAGCUCUGAUAUUUUGGGAACAUUCCCGUCAGUAUUUAGGCUACCUGUACCUGUGUGUGUGCUCACCUGUGAGGACACAUGUCUCAUAUGGACCAGUACCAGCAGCACCAUCCGGGUCAGUACAACCAGGUCUGCACCGCGCACAGCAGCGCGGGGACAGAGCCGUGUUGGCCCGGCCAGAGGACCCGGAGCCCCCGCAGGAAGUGGCAGCUGUUCCCGGGGAGGAACCGGUUCUACUGCGACGGGAGGCUCAUGAUGGCGAGACAGGCGGGGGUCUUCUACCUGACCCUCGGCCUCAUCCUGCUCACCACCGGCCUCUUCUUCACCUUCGACUGUCCCUUCCUGGCGUCCAACCUGUCCCCGGCCAUCCCGGCGGUAGGCGGCGUCCUCUUUGUCUUCGUGAUGGGGAUGCUGUUCAGGGCGAGCUUCACCGACCCCGGCGUCCUGCCCCGCGCCACGCCGGACGAGGCCGCCGACCUGGAGAGACAAAUCGAGUCGUCCGGCUGCUCCCGGCCGCCGCCUCGCACCAGAGAAGUUCUGAUCAACGGACAGACGGUCAAACUGAAAUACUGCUUCACCUGCAAGAUCUUCAGGCCGCCACGGGCAUCCCACUGCAGCCUCUGUGACAACUGUGUCGAGCGCUUCGACCACCACUGCCCCUGGGUGGGGAACUGCGUCGGCCGGAGGAACUACCGCUUCUUCUACCUGUUCAUCGUCUCGCUGUCCUUCCUCACCGUCUUCAUCCUCGCCUUCGUCAUCACACACCUCAUCAUCAGAUCCAACCGGACGGGUUUCCUGAGCGCGCUCAAAGACAGUCCAGCCAGCGUCCUGGAGCUGGCCGUGUGUUUCUUCUCCGUCUGGUCCAUCGUGGGUCUGUCGGGCUUCCACACCUACCUCAUCAGCUCCAACCAGACCACCAACGAGGACAUUAAAGGCUCCUGGUCCACCAAGCGAGGGAAGGAGAACUCCAACCCGUACAGCUAUGGAAACAUCCAGACCAACUGCUGUGCUGCUCUGUGUGGCCCUCUGCCUCCCAGUUUGAUUGACAGGAGAGGUCUGAUCCAAUCGGACGCAUCGCAGACCGUCUCCCAGGGCGACGGGACGGCCAGCCACGCCUCCACCCGGCGCCACAGCCGCACGUGUGAUCAGGAUCAGUGUCUCCAGAGCACCAAGUCUGUCCUGCUCCACGCCAACCCCGUGGUCCUCGCUCCUCUCCCGGGGAAGCCCGUGUCCCUGGGGGGCCCCUGCGCCUACCUGGCCCCCUCCCAGCCCUCGCUGCCGUCCUGCGGCGGGGGGGGAGGGGGGGAUGUCCUGACCCUGAGGGACGCCACUGCCACAGACUCCCACUGCCACCUCCUCCAUCACCAUCACCAUCACCAUCACCAUGGCCGCCACUUCGCCAGCCCGGAGGAGACGCCGUGCUCCACGCCACAGGGCGCCCUGCCAUGCUCCACCCACCUGCACGUGCACUCACAUGCCCCCUGCCCCGCCCCCGCCAGUCUGUACGAUCCCGCCAGUCAGGACGCCCUGCACGAAGACUCUGUCAGAGGGCUGGUUAAACUCAGCUCCGUCUGAACCAAAAUACUUCUGGAAUUACACCCUUUUUAAACUGCACCCUAUUUGGUGUGUGUGUGUGUGUGUGUGUGUGUGUGUGUGUGUGUGUGUGUGUGUGUGUGUGUCUCUUUGUGUGUGU